AGUUCACCGUUCGCCGUUUACUGGGAUUCAUCUUAUCUUUCUGUCGAGCUAUUUCCGUCUCUAUCGCUCCUCUGAAACCACCGUGUUUUCUGAUGAGACCUCCUUCCCGGGGAGGCAGGAGGAGGACUGAUUGCGGAUUGCCGAGCCUGAUUGGGGUUCCAUGCGGAGAUGACAGGAAAUCACGCAAUCUGCCCUCAACACUUGGACAAUCCUAACAAGAGUCUUUUGGGACAGAUGAGAACAGCUGAGAAAUCAGUGGGGCCUUGACUUCACUGGAGGGGACUGGUGAUACUCCCUCUACCCCCCCCCCAGCCAAUCAGAGGUGGCGCUGAUUGCGAGGGACUGUGGCUUUCUUCAUAUACAACACAUGGGAAGCCGCUUUAACACAUCUAUAUGAGAGAGGUCAUUUGCUGGAUGUGUUUUAAGGAACAGUUUCUAGGAGGUAAUGUCCAUUUAACACUCCCUAAGUUGGAACUUACAUACAUAUAUAUGUAAAGUGUAUCAAAUAUCAUCUUUAGUCCUUAUUGAUCAUUUUGAACAACACUCUAGAUGUUAAACAACUGGAAAUCUGUGUGGUGGUAUUUCUGAGUGCACCCACAGCAUGAGUAAUCAUUCCCACAUGCGUUAUCAGUAGUUUUAUGACUUGAUCAUAUUGACCCAACCAGAAGCCAAAAGUGUUUCAACAGUGGCAGCCAACUGGAGACAAGAUGCAGCCAUGGCACUCUACUGGUUCUGGGGAUCUGCAGGGGAACAGCAGUGGCAGCGGGCUGGGCAACGCGGAGCUUGUCCUGGUCCCAGUGUUAGACACACUGAUUCUGGUGCUGGGGGUCGGGGGCCACACUAUGGUGAUGGUGAUCCUGUGUGGGAGGCACAGGAGAGGAGUGGGACGUGCUGGAUCGUCUCCUCGCAGCUCCCUGACGGGCACGGGGACGGACAUCCUCCUGGUGGCUCUGAGCGCCGCAGACCUGCUUCUGCUCUCCAUGCUCCCCUUCCACACCAUCGCCAUAGCCAUGCAGCGGUGGGUGUUUGGAAACCUGAUGUGCCGCCUGGUGAGCUUCCUGGGAUCGGCCUGCUCCUCGGCGAGCGCCUUCACGCUGGCCACGCUGGCAGCGUCGCGCUACCUGACUGUGGUGCACCCUGCGAGAGCUUAUUCUGUCCUCUCCCCACGCCGGGUGACAUUGGCCGCUGUGCUCCUCUGGGUCCCGGCCUGCAGCCUGGCUGUCCCUCAACUGGUGUUUCGCUCCGUGGGGAGCCCUGAACUGGCUUGCUUUUCUUUCCUGUCCCAGCGAGGCCAGGUGAUCUACGGGCUGCUACACUUCAUCAUGGCGUUCCUGCUUCCACUCGUCACCAUCGCAGUGGCGUACGGCAGCAUCUACCUGUUCCUGUGGCGGAGUCGGAAGGCUGGCAGGGCCCCCCAAGUGGAGCGCUACCAGAGGAAAGUGACACAGACAUCGGCCAUGCUGGUGCUGGCCUUUGCCCUGUGCUGGCUGCCAUCCUAUGGCCUGAUGCUGGCCCUGCUGGUGGACAACAGCUCGGGGGCCACUGGCGCCUCACCACGGUACGGCCCCUUCAGUGUGUUUGCACGCCUCAUGGCGACUUCCUCGACAGUGGUGAACCCCAUCCUCUACGUGCUCAUGUCCGAAAAGUUUAGACAAGACCUGCUGAGGCUGUUCAAGAGGGGGGGGCAAGGAGCUAGUGGGGCUGUGGCCACGACUGCUGCCUGAAAACGUAAUAGGACUAAACAGCUGACACUUAAACACUCAGCAAAUCCAAACUGGGAACUGCAAUAAAAAGAUUUACAAGCCAAGUGGCAGCAAUACUCAUAUGAACAGAACGGACAUGAUCAGCAUUUGGAACGAGUCCUCUAAAGAACCCUCACAAAGCCUGGACAUCGUUUGCAAGAUCAAACCAAUUGUUCUGGGAGGUGCUGCUCUACAGGGACGAACAAUGUUGAAUCAUACAUUCCUUGUAAACCAGACUCAAGUUAAGGAACUUUGGUCAAACAUUAAUGGUGCAGCUGUGUUUGGUUGUGUUGACACAAGGUGAAUACAGCUCUGUGUGUCUCUGGGCUUGUUUAUGUUUGUAUACACUCUGUUCUCAAAACACUGAUUCAAAAAAUAAAGAAUAUUAUUCUUAUCUAAA
Molecule: messenger RNA, 2142 nt
Organism: Platichthys flesus (European flounder)
Lineage: Eukaryota; Metazoa; Chordata; Actinopteri; Pleuronectiformes; Pleuronectidae
Product: delta-type opioid receptor
Exons: 1
Coding region: 708-1724 (338 amino acids)
Biological process (GO): G protein-coupled receptor signaling pathway; immune response
Cellular component (GO): membrane
Molecular function (GO): G protein-coupled receptor activity
Source: RefSeq, a predicted model, not a curated record